This is a messenger RNA of Paramisgurnus dabryanus, 1947 nucleotides long. It is a transcript of the gene ccdc3a, whose product is annotated as coiled-coil domain containing 3a. Gene Ontology annotation, cellular component: extracellular region. The record is from RefSeq and is a predicted model, not a curated record. Gene Ontology annotation, biological process: negative regulation of gene expression. NCBI's taxonomy places the organism in Eukaryota, Metazoa, Chordata, Actinopteri, Cypriniformes, Cobitidae.
AGUAUGAAAAUGCAAACUUUAAAUAUAAAAAGUUAUGAAUGAAAUUAUUUGAAGUAUGAUAAGCAUUGCUUGGUAUUACAUACAUGCAUGCACCGCAAGCUGAUGGAUCACAGCGGGAGACCAUGCGCCUAUUGGCUGACCAAACUUUAGGGCCGUCCGAUUGGCCUGAGACGAACUUUAGGGGUGAUGGAUGGGAACGUGGGAACUCGUAUUGGUUAGUCAACAGCAGUUACAACAGGUCGGGGCAGUGUGAACUGACCCCAGGGUGCAGCGGAUGUACGCGCGUUGCCCAUUUACUGAAGAUGCUCUGAGAAUGACAAAUACAAUGCGAUUUAUUAAAUAACCUGGAUGAUUAUGUGUCCAAAUUAUUAAAAUUACAUGCGUAUUACCCAAUCCCAGGUUUGAACGGUGCGAACACUUUUACGCGCGGGUUUAACUGGCACGGGAAGGAUGCGCAUUGCGCUCUUGGUCACGCUGGGUUGCGGGUUCGCGUUUGCCUGCCAGCUGCCCACCGAGUGGCGACCCCUCAGCGAGGGGUGUCGGGCUGAGCUCGCCGAGAUUAUUGUGUACGCCAAGGUGCUCGCCAUUCACGAGGAGCCGUAUGCUUCCAGCCUAUACAACUAUCUGCCGUACUCGCGGCACGAGCGGGCCGAGGACGCGCUGCUGUACGCGGCGGAGGUGGAGAUGAUGUGCGACCAGGCGUGGGGCAGCAUGCUGGAGGUUCCCGCGGGGUCACGUCUCAAUCUCACGGGACUGGGGUAUUUUAGCUGUCAGUCACACACGGUGAUGGUGAACAAUUCCUACAUCUUCUUUCUCAGAAUGGAUGAAAACUACAACAUUCUCCCUCAUGGAGUGAACUUCCAGGACGCCAUAUUCCCAGAUACAAUGGAGAACAAACAACUGUUUUCCAGUCUCUUCCAGUUCUCAAACUGCUCUGCUGGACAGACAGUACACAACUUUAAUAGUGACUGGGAGAGCCAAGAAGACAACAAGUUGCUGUGCUCCUCCAUGCAGAAGGUAUUGAUGGAGGAGGAGGAGCGGGUCAGGCAGCUCCAGGAGCUCGUGGCCGAGCUGGAGAGAAAGAAUAAGCAGUUAAGACAACGCAUUGGGAAACUGCGAAGUUCCCUGCGGAAGACCCGGAAAGCGUCGCGCCGUGCCGAGCAGGAACAGCUUGAGCUGCGAGAACGUCUGAAUGCAGCAGAGAGGCAUGCUGGACAUCAUCUCAAUGCCAUUCGACCGCAACACUGACAUGGACUGUGACUGCACACACACACAGGGCAUGGGAGGACACUUACACAAGAAACACGGUUACACACAGACUCUUACAAAUGGACUGCAGGGUGGUUUAUACAUAAUUCCUAACCAUGACUGUUCGCCCCUUUAAACUGGAUUUCACACACAGGGUCACAUAUCUCAAAGAAAGAGAAAGAAAUGUUUGUGUAAUUUAGUUUAAAUUGCUGUUUAAAGUUAAUGUAAUAAGGUUUUGACAAUAAAAGAACUGUAGAUUUUAUUUCACCCCAACACUGUAAAAAAACUUUGCUGCCUUAAAAUUUUUUGUUAAAUCAACUCAGAUUUACAAGUCAUAUCAACAGAGAUGAAUUGUCACAACUUAUAAAAUAUAGUUGAGAAAAGUCAACUUAAAUUUAUAAGUUAUAAAAACUCACCUGUAGUUAUAACAACUCAUCUCUAGUCAAGAUAAAUAAAAGUAAGUUGAAAUGACUUGUAAAUCCGAGUUGAUUCAACAAAUUUUAAGGCAGCAAAGUAUUUUUUACAGUGAACAAAUUGUCAUCCGAAAAUGCUUGAUGUAAACUGAACGCUUUGUAUAUUUUUAUCCUUAGGUGUGUUAUGUAUUUUUAUUUCAUGCUUUUUUUAUUGUAUACUCUUUCUAAAGAAAUGCAAGUAUAGUUUUCCAUAACUAUCUAUUUACCAUUUAAAAUAAAAUGCAAA